CGGCGCAUACGAGGUACCUCCCGUCCACCGACAUCGCAGACACAUGCAAUGUCCCAUCUCGCUGCAGCUAGGCUCUUGGUCUCCCCAGCAUCGAGUCACUGCAAUCUACACAAAGUCCACACAUCUCUGGUGGUAGCUGCAUGUCCCAAUCCUCCUCCUCACUUGUGCCCAUUCCCGUCAUGAGCGCUGGGCCAUUCCCGUCCCAAGCUGCCCGAGCAGGUCUAGCUGGACCUUCGUCAUCGACUUCGGCGACAGCUUCAGCUCCAGCAGAUGCGCAAGAUAGCACUCUGUUCGCCACUUUGGCAGCAUAUGCCGAUGCUCUGGAUGCCCUGCCCCUCGACCUCACCAGGAGCUUCUCUGAUCUCAGGGAACUGGAUGCCGUGCUAGGAAGCCAUUUGGCAGGCUUGACUGCUCGACUGUCCCACUUGUCCGACGCCAUCAGCCAAGAAGACAUGUCACAGGGAGAGAGAUUGCUGGCUCUGAAAGAGUGUGCUGAGGAAGCGCGCGCAUAUAAGAUGGGAGGAGAAGAUAAGAUCAGAGUCGCUGUAAACACCGCAGAGACUAUCAUUUCGCACACAUCUCACAUCAGCACGUUGCUAACGGCUCUCAGCUCUCACCCUGGUCUGGCGCCAUACCUAGACUCCCCUCCUUCCCACCUGGCCGGGCACUUGUCGGAUGGCACACCGAUCGUUGGAGGCGACCGCCCAGUGAUACAGUCUGGAGCAGGAGGCAUCGCCAAAGACGGAUCCAAGGGGAAGAAAGGCGGGCCUCCUCGUCUGGCUCGGUUGGGUGGGUCGGCUGGACCCAGUGGUCCGCUAGCCGCAGUGAGCUCUGCUGCAGCGGCGGCUGGCAUAAUGGGAGCAAGCCUUGCUGGCACCGUUGCCCCUCCGUCAGCCUCUCCAACCACCGGCAAAGGAACCAAUCCUACGCCAAAAAAAAGGAAAGCCAAUCCCAAUAGCGUUGACGAAGCACCGAGCGCUGGACAUACCAAGAGUGCAGCUACUUCGUCGUCCGCUGCCAAGAAGAAAGCCAACGCAGCAGCCGCUGCUGCAGCUACAGCAGGUGCCGCAUCGGCUGGUGCAGGAGGCGUGCUAGCGGCUAGCCUUCACGGCUCCGUAGGCAGCGGGGCUGCUAGCGCUCAAGGAGGGUCGACAAGCAGACCGAGAGGUGGUGCCGCCGGUGCCAACGCGCCAAAUGGCAAGACAGCUGCUGACCGUCAACUGACCACUUCAAACGAACGAGGAGAGCGCACCUCGCGCGAGGGAAAUGGGGAAGGCGAGAUCGAUGGAGAUGAUGCGAAAGGGCAAUCAACCAGUCGUUCGAGGCGCCCAGCUCCUUCAGGGACGGCUCACGCUGCAGCAUCAUCUGCAGCUGCAUCCAAGCACAACACCUCCUCCGCUUCCCCGGCCCCUUCCACAGCCGGACAUGGGUCAGGCAACAAUGGCGCAGCGAUGCCGGGUCAGAUCGGAACUGGACAAUCGAGCAAUGCUUCCUCUGUCGCUCCUCCUGCUCGUUCAGCUCGCGUCACUAGAGCAGUCAGAGGCGGUGCGGAUGAAAACCCGAGCAACGCGACAGCUGUGGCUGAAGAAGAUGAGAGGAGGUACUGCUACUGCGACAAUAUCUCUUAUGGCGAUAUGAUCGGUUGCGAUGGAGAUGACUGUGAAAGGGAAUGGUUCCAUCUUGCGUGCGUCGGUAUGACCAAGCCACCGCACGGCUCAUGGCUGUGCGACGAAUGCAGACACAAGACUGAACACAGCAAGAAGCCCGGCGGUGGGAAUGGCAACUCCAAGUACACAAAGAGUGGAGGCAAAGGUCAUUCUCGUAGAUAAGUCGCGAUUCUGCGCCAAUUCGAUUCGCUGCGAUGUAAAAACGAUUGGGACUGUAUAUUUCUGUAGGUGUUAGUGGACGAUCUGCAAAAUUGAUAAUGUC
Molecule: messenger RNA, 1929 nt
Organism: Ceraceosorus guamensis
Lineage: Eukaryota; Fungi; Basidiomycota; Exobasidiomycetes; Ceraceosorales; Ceraceosoraceae
Exons: 3
Coding region: 141-1829 (562 amino acids)
Biological process (GO): regulation of DNA-templated transcription
Cellular component (GO): nucleus
Source: RefSeq, a predicted model, not a curated record